GGCAUAGUGUGAACAGUUGGUCACCCUAUUCAGGGUUGCAGUGAGUAAUGUAACGUCACAUGAAAUGCUAUGAAAAAUCAUAUUUUGUUUACUUUUUGCUAAACAAUCAAAACCUUUAAGCAAAUCGCGGCACCAAUUGAAUGAAAAUCUAUUUUUACAUCUCUUUUAUCGAUUUGUUUGCGACAUCUCUUUGAGCGCCGAUCCCAACCAUCCCUUAAGACAUCGCCUCACAGAUGGAAAUACACGCCGAGUGUUGACCACAAACAGACAUUUUAUGAUCACUUGUUUGGACUCAAUUGGCGUUUCGUUUGUUUGACAUUUUAGUCGCCAAUCAAUUGAAUCGCGUCUUCAGCGCUCAAUUGAAGCCACAAAUCGUCGCAAUCGGCGAAGACAUCCGCGAAGACAAUCACCGGAAGACAUCGUAAGCGCCGCCGAAGAGCGAAGACAUGUCAGAAACGGUGCGAUUCGUGGCGUCGGCCGGCAAUCGAGGGAACGGCGACCCGAAUGAGGCGCCGGCGGCCGAAGAGAUGCACGAAUUCAUAACAUUUCAGCGCCAACUGUCCCGUCCGACGGACCACUACCGGCCCAACCGGUUGGUGCCCGGAGAGGGCAACCCAUACGCGCCGCCCCCGAAGGCCAGCCACACAUCGCACACCUAUUUGUCGAAAUUCCUGAGAGACCCGAUCGCCACUUCCCUCAACUCCUUCAGCAAAGUCACGAAUUACGUGACGAGUCCUACGUUUUACGACGAGGAGUACCUGUCGUCCCUCCCGGCCCUACACCUCCUGCGACCGCCCGGGUAUGCCGAGCGCGUGAACCGAUCCUCGAGGUCACCCACGCCCGGCGACAACGAGCACCCGGUCAUCGACCCCAUGACCACAUCCAAUAACUUCAAUGUCGUCAAUACCGUUCCACUGCCGCCGCCAGCGUUGCCGCCCAUUCCCUGCACUCAACCCCAGUGUCGUCUUCCGGCGCUUACUCUACAAGAGUUUGAGGACACGUCAGCGGAACUGUCCAUCGAUGACAUCAUUGAACGCAUCUUCAGAGGCGGUUUGAAUGACAAUGACUUUCGACACCGUUUGUGGCCAUUAGUGUUGGGACUGACCGAAGAAGUGACUGAAUUUGAUUGGUCCGCGUUAUCCGAUUUAUACGACAAAUACCACUCGCAAUGGAACUCUAUAUUACCGGAUCAGGAGAUGAGGUUUACCGCAUAUCGCGAAAGGAAGUCAUUGAUUGAACGGGAUGUGAUUCGAUGCGAUCGUUCGCAUGCUUUCUAUAAGGGAACGUCAGAUAAUCUGGAAAAGUUGAGGGCUUUGCUCCUCACAUACACUAUGUAUGACUUCGACACCGGCUAUGUUCAGGGUAUGUCAGACUUGGCGUCGCCUUUGCUGUACGUAAUGGACGGCAACGGAACUAAUUUCGAAAUGUCUCAGUCGUCCAUCAAAUUUCAAUUAGAAAUGUUAUGGAAAUUAAUCGAAUUGACUGAUCCAUGUUUUGCUCAAUAUUUAGCCAAUAAAGAGUCAACGAAUUGCUAUUUCGCCUUUCGAUGGAUUGUAUGUCAAUUCAAGCGAGAGUUCAUGAAAAGCGAAUCCGACGAAUACAACGACUGUCUCAUCCUCUGGGAGAGUAUCUGGACGUCACAUAUAGUCAGGAAAUUUGGCCACAAAUCGGACGACACCACUUCAACCGCGAGCCAACUGCUCACGUGUGACACAAACACUACUGAACCACAGACUAAGACUAUGAUUGGCGGUCACGAAAAGAUCAAUAAGAGUCUGAGCACAGGAGCCCUUAAUUCAAACACUAUAGACGUACCGGACGUGAAGUUCCGUAACGGACCGCACAUGCGAUCAAACAGUUUCCGAACCAAAUCGGAAAGACGUGAACCGCCGAAGACGCCGACUAAGAAGGAGUCGUUGAGUUCUGUUCCCAAAACGCCUGAAAAGCAUUUGACGGACGCCGAGCUCUACUCGCUUUCGAUAUGCCUCUCAAUCAUCAGACGGGAAAGGGAUCUAAUUAUGGCCCAACAAUUGGACGCCACAGAAAUUCUGAAGCACUUCAAUACACUUCAGCUGAAGAGUGAUUUGGAAAACAUAUUACUCCACGCGUCACACAUCUGGUAUUGGCUGACCCACGACUCCGGCGAAUCACUGCUCUAUAAGUCGGAACAGCCCGCCAACGAACCCACCGAAGACUUCGACCUCCUCUGCGACUCUAUGCCCGAUGAGGACUACUAUAUCAUCAACGCGUCGAAUAUCUAAUGCCUAAUCAAUUCAGAUAAUUAUUCACUUAAUUAUCGCUUUAAUUGAAUUUGUUAUUAAAUUAUUGGAUUUUAAUGUUUAACAUUUAAUUAUGGAAAAAGUAUUGUUUCAUUUUGUGAUUAUAUUUAUUUGAUUUUUUAAACAAAAAACCAUACACUUAAAC
This is a messenger RNA of Oppiella nova, 2424 nucleotides long. The record is from the annotation of a GenBank genome assembly. NCBI's taxonomy places the organism in Eukaryota, Metazoa, Arthropoda, Arachnida, Sarcoptiformes, Oppiidae.